CCAACUAACAGCCUGAGCCCUGCGCCCCCUAACGGCAGAGACACCAACAGACACCAAACUGAUGACGUGGUUCGGUCCGUUGACCAGAGCAGCAGUAUGGCCGACCAGAGCAGGCAAAUAAAACUCGCUGCAGCUAAGAAAAAGCUGAAGGAGUUUCAGCAGAAGAGCUCCCCUGCUAGUGUGGGAGGAGAAAAGGGUGGUGGAGGAGGAGGUGGUGGAGCAGGGGCCAAGAAGAAGAGGAAGGUGAAGGGACAGAGCCAACAUGAUGCACCUUCAACAGACAGGAACUCGCCAGACAAUUUUGACAGUAUUCUUAAAGCACUUAGUCAAAGCAAUGGAGUAGUCCUACCUCCUUAUGGCAACAGUCAGACCUUUGCUGACGUGGAAGCCAUGGGGUCUUCAGUUCCCCAGCUGCUGGAGGACCCAAAGGGCGAGCCUGGUCGCGGCUCACCUGUGUCUAACCCCGCUAGCGCUAACACUACUACUAACCCUGAGUCUGUCGGUCACAACAAUGACCUGCAGGACUUUCCUGAUACCAACGGCAAUGAGAGUUUAACAGAGGAAAAUAGACCACUGUCUUCCACAGAGAGCCUGCGGCAGCUCUCACAGCAGUUGAAUGGCCUGGUCUCUGAGUCAUCUGCUGCGUAUGUGAAUGGGGACAGUGCACCUUCUGGCAGUGAGAGAGAACUGGAGAUUCGGAACCAGGAGCUGGCAGCCGCCCUGGAGUCCAGCAACCUAACAAACUCUCAGCUCAAUACCAAGCUAAACCAGCUGGCACAGCAAUCUCAGGGGCUCUCAGAUCAGCUUCAAAAGGAGCGAAAAGAAUUUGAACAGAGAUUUUCGAAAGAGCACGGAGCCAUGCGGGAGCAAUUACAGGUUCACAUCCAGACCAUUGGUAUACUGGUAUCAGAGAAAUCAGAGCUACAAACAGCACUACAAUACACACAACAGGCUGCACGGCAGAAAACAGCUGAGGCCGACGAGUUGAAUAACCGUCUGCAGGCAACAAAGCAGAGAGUGUCAGAGCUGGAGAGAACUCUCUCCUCUGUCUCAACACAGCAGAAACAGUUUGAAAAGCACAACAAAGAUUUUGAAAAGGAGAGAGACAACCUGAGGCUAGAGUUGUUCAGACUAAACAAUUUGAGUGAGGAGUCGAAGCAGCAGAGCUCUGAGCUGUCAGAGCAGUUAAAGUUGAGUACACAGGAGAAUGGAGCAAUGAGGCUGGAGGUGGAAGAUCUUCGCAAGAGGCUCGAGAUAGCUGACCUCAUGUUGCAACAGUGCUCCAGUCAGUCAGAUCCCACCAGUGCCAACCAGCAGGUCCAGUUACUGCUGGAAGAGAAGCAGCAGCUGGAGGCACACAAUCACCAGCUGACAGAGUCGAUUGCUCAGCUGCAGACAGAGAGAGACUGCUAUGCAGUCCAGAUCCAGGAGGAGGGCCGUGUAUGGAAGGACAAAACAGAACAGCUGCUAACGCAGGUGUCUUUGGUUGCAGAGGAGAGGGACAGAAACAUCAGCCGAGUCCAAGAACUGGAGGCCAGCAUCACAGAGCUAAAAAAUGCUGCUGUGUUAUUGUCCCAGGAGAGAGAGGCUCGAGAUGUUGCAGUGCCUCAGCCCUCAGGACCAUCAGAGAGUGAGGUGGCUCUGCAGGAGGCCCUCAACACGCUCCAACAGGAGAAAGACACUCUUACUGCACAGUACCAGGCACAGCUGCGAGAUAACGAGCAGCUGAGCCGCAUGUGUUCAGAGCAGGAGAAGCGUCUGGGGGAGCUGGAGCGGCAGGUGGACAGCCAAGUCCAAGAGGAAGAGGACCGCCGGCGCAUGUUGGAGGAUGUUCAGUCAGACAAGGCCACUAUUAGCCGUGCUCUCACCCAGAACCGUACACUGAAGGACCAGCUGGCUGAGCUACAGAACGGUUUUGUCAAACUGACUAAUGAGAACAUGGAGCUGACCACUGCCAUCCAGUCAGAGCAACAUGUGAAAAAGGAGUUGGCUCGCAGAAUGGGUGAACUGCAAGAGGAACUGCACAACAUCAAGGAGCAGCUGGAACUGAAAAGUAAAGAGACUCAGGGUCUGAUGGAGCAGAGAGACCAGGUAGUGGCCCACCUGCAGCAGUACUGUGCUGGCUACCAGACCCUGGCCUCAGAGAGGGAACAGCUGCACCACCAGUAUCUGCAGCAGAUCCAGCUCAUGGACCGGCUGCAGCAUGAUGAAAGCCAGGGCCGCAUGCAACUGGAGAUCAGUCACAAUCAGCUCAAACAAGCGCAGGAGCAUUUGGAGCUGUUGGCCAGAGACAAUGAGCAGCUCAAGGCUGAGGUGAAGGAGCUGCUCAACAGCUCAGCUCUUGCCCCUUCAUCCAGAGACCAAGGCGAUGGAGUGGAAAGCCAGUCUCUGCAGGAGAGCCCAAAGAAGUCCUCCUCCAUAGUUAUCCCAGAAGACUUUGAGAGCCAGAAGGAGAUGGAGGAGUUUAUCCGAGGAGCUUUGACUCAGUUGGAGGCGGAGAGGGACGAGGCCAGAAGGCAACUGGAAGAAGAGCACAGGCUCCACAUGGCAGCCCGGCACCAGGCCGCUGUGGCCCUCAGCCUUGAGCACCAACACCACAGCCACAAACCUGUUCAUGACCAUCAUCACGAGCAUCACGAGCAUGAUCACACUCAGGGCCAACAUAGUCACUGUGAACACAGUCAUGAGCAUUCAGAAAGAGGAGUACCGGUGGAAGUUCAUCAGGCCCUGCAAGCUGCCAUGGAGAAGCUUCAGCAGCGUUUCACCUCCCUCAUGCAAGAGAAAGCUGACCUGAAGGAGAGAGUGGAGGAGCUGGAGCACCGCUGCAUCCAGCUGUCUGGAGAGACCGACACUAUAGGGGAGUACAUCGCCCUGUAUCAGAGUCAGCGAGCCAUUAUGAAGCAGAAACACCAGGAGAAGGAGCAGUACAUCAGCAUGCUGGCCCAGGACAAGGAGGAGAUGAAGGCGAAGCUGGCAGAGCUACAGGAUCUGGUGAUGAGGCUGGUGGCUGAGAGGAACGACUGGUACAGCCGCUACACUGGAGCUGUAGCCAGCGCGGGCAAAGUGAACCCCGACCUGCUUCCUGUUGGGGAGGAUCACAUUCACCCAGAGCACCAAGCACAUACACACACAGAGUUUAAUGCUGUCAGUGGAGCAGAAGCCAUGGAGGUCAUUCCUCUGUCAGAGCCCACCACAGGCCUGGAAGCACCCUCGUCCCACACACAUUCAACCGGCUCAGCCCAGACUGACUCCAAACCCCUUGGGCCCAAAGAGGACGGCACAGCCCAGCAGAUCAUGCAGCUGCUCCAUGAGAUCCAGAACCCCCAGGGAGCGCUGAGAUCACCCCCCUUCCUCGGAGAGAACCCCUGCAUCCCCUUCUUCUACCGGCCUGACGACCAGGACGAAGUCAAGAUCCUGGUGGUGUGAGGUGUGGGUGUGACAGAGGCUGGAGUGUGUGUGUGAGUGAGAGAGAUAUUGGAUAUGUCUUGAAAUCUGGCGAAUAUUAAACACCACAGUUUACCAUGUUUGUAGCUUAUUUAUCAUAUUCACAAACACUUCUCAAGAAAUGUGACGCCCUGCAACACUGGUCACAGAUAUGUGAAUGUUUUUGACCCAAUUACAUUAAAAUGCCCCCUCUCUGUUCUGUGUGUUGGCACUAAUGUGUGCAUGUUUAAAAAGAGUAUUUUCUAGUUGUUGUUUUUAUGUUUAUUGGGGGUUUUUGGUUGUUGUUUUUUUUUUUUUGUCUGAUGCUCUUCCCAGAGAAGAGAUAAUCAGUAUUCCUUAACACAAUCUGAUUAUACUCCUUUCCACAAUUUUUUAUUCCCAUCCUUCCUCUCGUCUCACACAUAAGUGCAAUAAAGGGGCUGCAUAUUCUGCCCCCUUGCUGAUACAGUACUUAAAGAGUUGUCAGAAAUUAGCAGCCUGUUUGUGUGCAACUUUAUUUUAGUGCAAAUGCCAAAAACAGAGCAUCACAUUGGAAUGUAAUAACCUGAGUAUUUACCUGUAUGUUUGUGUAAUGAUGAAAUAUGAGGAGAACUGAUAAUGGUGAAAGGGUGCAAGAGGAGAAGAGAUGCAGCGUGAGAUGUAAGUUAAAGUCAAUAAAGAAACUUAGUGCACAUAAUAGCUUAAAAAAAGUAUAAAAGUAUAGGCGCUGUUCAGUUUCAAAGUCAAGAGCUCGCUAGUUACAUGAUCAGGUUCAGGAAGACGGAGGCAGGUGUUGCAGAUUGGUACUGUUCCUAAAACUACCUUUUCUCUACAUUGUCUUUUCCCCUCCAAACACUGAAAAUAAGUCAUAUGUUUGUGCAGUGCGAAAUGUUAAUACGUGAAACGUUUGUGUUGUUAUGUUGUCAAACAUCCUGUUAGACUGAGAGAAGUCACCAUGGUUACAAAAAGGUGGUUUCUAAGUCAUCGAGGGGAUAGAUGCAAUUGAAAGACCCAUGAAGAAAACAAUUAUAUUAGUCAAAGUUAUUAAGGCAUUAUUUUCUCAGUAGUUGCUGAAACAGUGGAGAAGGGCGUCUUCUUCGAAGUGUAAUUCAGACUAAUUAUGGAGCUUGGGGUGCUGUGCUAGGGGCCAUGUUAUUAUUUUCUGCAAGUCAUUCAACUUUUAUCUUUGCCAUUAGCAUGAUGGAUACUAAGGCACAGUGACUGGAGGAAAGUACAGGAAGUAUGGUUUUAAAAGCUCGAACUAAACUCAUAAUAUUCAAAUAUUCUGUAAUCAGUCAUCACUCAAGUCAUGAAAAUAUAUAUAUUUUUCCUCCUCAGAGCUGCUCAUCCAUAAAGGAGCUCAAACUUCUAUUUCAUGGGGUCUUUAAGUUUUUAAUGAAUUGACACUAUUAAUAAGAGCCAGUUCUUUUCUGUUACAUUUGCUUGUAGUCCUGCAUAUCAAAGAUGAAUUCAUACAUAUCCUUUACAACUGGACUGUGUGAGUGUAGGUGAUGCGUGUGUGUGUAAUCCAGACUGUUUCCUCUUCAGCCGAAGUUGCAUCUGUUGUACUUUUUUUGUAUAGUUCUAUCACAUUAUAUAAGUAUGAUUGCACUAAAACUGUACAAAGCUUCUUGUUCAGCUCUGUCCUCUCUGGCUGGUUGGACAGUGACGUUUCUACCAUAGAGCCUCUUAGCUGGCUUAAUAAUUUAUGUGGAGAAAAAAGGGGAAUCCAAUGAAGCCACACUCUUAAGCUGAGGUUUCCAAUUGAAGCAAAUUAAUUUAAUUGAAAGUGUGUUGGGGUGUGUGUGUAGUGUUACACUCAGAGGAUGAAGGAGGAAGGUGUGUAAAUAUGAGUAGAAGGUGAAAUUAAUGAGAUUGCUCACUUCAAGAAGUUCUGAUGUUAUUCCCAAAAGUGUGGGACCAAUCAGAAUGUGAGAAAAUUAACAACUCUUUCCAAAACUGGAGAACGAAACUAGUCAAAUUUUGUUAUGUUCAUAUUUUGUAUUCUUGUAUUGGCUAACAACACUUCUCCUUCGGGCAUUAAAAACAGUCAAUUAGAUGGGAUCCCAACAUCUGGACCUACUUGAUACUUUUUCUUAAACACAUCACAGCUGUCUAGCUUUAAGAGAGAAGAUCAUAUUUACAAAUGUAGAUUGGAGGAUGGAUUCAUUGACAUCUUCAGUGUAGAACUCUUUCCCAUUACAACUAAUAUCCAAGAGCUAUGCUAUCACAGCUCAUUUUUUCCAUUUUAGAUCAAAUCAUGGCAUAGGCCUCUGUUUUGUGAGAGUCUUUCCAUGAUUUUAAUAUGCAAGGACAUGAGGGUCUCACUGCAAGUCAUACAUAAAUCCCACUGACUACUUUAGAGGUAUUUUUACCCUCUUAUCCUGAUGUCUUUGAAUUUUAACAUCCUCUCUGUUGUGUUUACUUUGAGGUAGAGUACACAUCUGUUCAAUUAUUAAAUUGGACACUUGAUAUUUAUCACUAAAAGCAGCAGGACAGAAAUCAUUAGUGCGAAUUCUGGUAUUUUAAGCCUAUUAUAGGAAACAACAUGUAAUUAACAUAUAUAAGGUAUAUGGAGGCCAUAUGUAUUUGGUGUUUUUUUACAGGGAAAGUAAAACAGCACUGCAUCUACCUUAAACCACAGCACUUUGUUAGUAAGUGCUGGGGUUGCUGUCAUUCUUGAUUUUAAAAUUCCUCGCUUUGUAGCAUUCUGUCACUUUUUGGUUUCCUUUGAAACAUGCCACAAAGUAUGAUUUAGUUUUUUUCCAUCAUUUUGUUUUUGGGAGUGGUCAGACCUAGAGGUAAAUGUACAAUAAAAUCCUUUUAGUGUUCUUUCGGGGCUUGCAAAAUAAAACAAUGUGGAUAAAAUUACUUCCCACACUUUUUAAUUCACUGUUAAAUAUGUUAUGCGUGAUUGAAACAAAUAGCAAUGAAAAAGCAUUUAUUGUCUUUACUGUAAAAGAGGUGGUGUGUAUAUACUGUAACUGUGUAACAUAUUGUAUAUUCAUUAUGCCUGGUGUGUGGGGGGGAAAGCUGCUCUGCCAUGUUUACUGGCAGGGUGGACUGUGUGUAUGUCUGUUAGUUCAGAGUCGGGGCGUUGGCGGUUACUGACUGGCUGUGAUUUAAUACAAAGAUUGACUAAAAAAAGAGAAAAUAUUCUAUUUAUUUGGAAUAAGUUAGUAUCUCAACUAAUCAGUUUAAAUGUAAAAUAGAAGUGACUGUUGGAUGGAAAUGAAGGAUCAUUAAGAGAACUGAUUUGUUCGAGGGCUGCUUCUGAAAGAAGCUUUCAGAUUUUUUUUUCUUCCUUGAGUAAUAUUUUCUCCCCUUCUCCUGAAUAAAACUGAUUAAGCAA
Siniperca chuatsi (mandarin fish) is the source of this 6775-nucleotide messenger RNA. It is a transcript of the gene golga2, whose product is annotated as golgin A2. The transcript has 28 exons. Bases 97 to 3426 code for a protein of 1109 amino acids. Gene Ontology annotation, cellular component: Golgi cisterna membrane; cis-Golgi network; Golgi cis cisterna. NCBI's taxonomy places the organism in Eukaryota, Metazoa, Chordata, Actinopteri, Centrarchiformes, Sinipercidae. Gene Ontology annotation, molecular function: protein binding. Gene Ontology annotation, biological process: Golgi organization. The record is from RefSeq and is a predicted model, not a curated record.